AUGCAGCAGGACCUGCACAUAGCUCUGCACAUGCGAGGCUCGCUUGACCGGCGCAUGCUGGACGUAGGCGUGGCCCAUCUCGUGAGCAGCAACUUCUGCCCCCUCCUCGAGGCCCAUGCCCAAUUUGGGCUCGGCUGUGAAUACCAGAGGGAAAGGAAGAAGAGAGGCAAGGCCUCCCGUAAAGAUCUCGCUCAGCAAGCUGCUGCCCAGGCAGCUUCCCAGACUGGUCGCAAGUCUCCGGCGUCGGGGGCGGAGAACAACCAGCCUGAUGAGCAGCCAGGAUCGAAGCCAGACGAUUCCAUUGCGUCUAUUAUCAAUAAUGGCAGCGAUGGGGAUGACGAGGAAGGGUCUCGAAGAGAAGAAAGACUGGGAAGUCUGGACAGCGAGCCGGAUCUGGGAGGGCAAGCGUCCCACAUCAACGGGCACGCAGGAGUGAUGGAGCGCGACCAUCUUGAAAAUCAGGGCGCAUUCGACCCGAGCAGCUAUGCCAAUAUCCACCACCCGUACGACCGACAGGCAAUGAAUGUCCACAUGAUGAAUCCAACAGCUCAUCCUGCAUACGGCGCGAACCAGGGCAAUAUUUCAGCAUACCCGAACAUUCCAUACGGCUUGCAGACGCAGAACCCGACAGGAUAUACGGCUCAUGGGGCUGCUUUUCGGAUGGCAACUAGCCCUCUCAGUGCCUAUCCUAUGGCUGGUGACGGGCCAUCGCCCGGGUGGAUGAACAUGGGAUCUCCGCCGCAACAAUACCAGACUCACGUACCUCCCCCCAGCUACCACGGCUCCCAGCUUCGAUAUCCCGUCUUGGAGCCUCUGAUUCCUCACCUUGAGACCAUCAUACCUCUACCACUUGCGUGCGACCUGAUCGACCUGUACUUCUCGAGCUCAUCCUCCGCACAAAUGCACCCGCACUCGCCAUACGUCUUAGGCUUCGUGUUUCGGAAGCGAUCGUUCUUGCAUCCGUCAAAGCCUCGCAGAUGUCAGCCGGCUCUGCUCUCCAGCAUGCUCUGGGUCGCUGCCCAAACGAGUGACGCCCCCUUCCUGACGAGCGUGCCCUCUGCUCGUGGGCGGAUUUGCCAAAGACUUUUGGAAUUAACCGUCAGCCUGCUCAAGCCGCUCAUCCACACGCCAUCGGGAGACUCAUCUCCUGUUGCCAGCCCCGGUGCCAUCGACGGUGCUGCUCUUGGUGGUCUUGGUGUUGCAUUGCCUGGUACGAUCAGCAUGGAGGCCUUGACCAGUGAGACUGGCCCAUUCGGUGCUGCGGGAACUCUCGACGAUGUGGUCACCUACAUCCACCUGGCAACGGUCGUCUCUGCUAGCGAGUACAAAGGGGCCAGUCUCCGGUGGUGGAACGCCGCGUGGUCGCUCGCGCGUGAGCUGAGGCUAGGCCGUGAACUCCCACAGUCAAUGAGUGCCCCCGAGAACGACAACGAAGGGGCAGAGGAUCAGUCGGAAGUGUCAGGCUUGAUUACGGAGGAGGAGCGAGAAGAAAGACGGCGCAUCUGGUGGCUUGUCUAUAUCGUUGACCGCCACCUUGCGCUCUGCUACAACCGGCCUCUCUUCUUGCUUGAUAUCGAAUGUGAUGGGCUCCUGCAGCCAAUGGACGACACCGCGUUCCAGAAUGGAGAGUUCCAGCCCCAGCCCUCGCCACUUACGGAUCCCAGUGUGCUUGCGUCGGGCUCAUCUGCAUCGCAGUCGCAAACAAGAGCCCGUGGUCCUUCAUUCGAAUGCAACGGACAUAGCAUAUAUGGCUACUUUCUCCCGCUGAUGGCCAUCUUGGGUGAGAUUGUCGACCUCAACCAUGCGCGCAACCACCCUCGUUUUGGGGUUGGGUUCAGGUCAGCUCGUGAAUGGGACGGCCAAGCGCUUGAGAUCGAACGUCACCUGCAGCUCUACGAGCAGAGUCUGAAGAAGUUUGCCCAGCGGAGCCUGGGCACGCAUAACACGAGCACAGCAGACGAGGCAGAGGAGAACCACAACGACAGCCUUGGCCCUGUGGACGCCGGCACACCAUCAGUGCACUCUGUGCAUAGUGUUCUGACGAGCGCUAGCAGGAUGACAGAGUCGGAGAUUCAGACGCGGAUCGUCAUGGCCUACGGGACGCACGUUAUGCACGUGCUACAUAUCCUGCUCACUGGGAAAUGGGAUCCGAUCAACUUGCUCGACGACAACGACCUCUGGAUCAGCUCGCAAGGAUUUAUAACUGCCACGGGACGCGCGGUCUCUGCAGCCGAGGCCAUCAGCCACAUCCUCGAAUACGACCCGGGGCUGGAGUUUAUGCCCUUCUUCUUCGGCAUUUACCUCUUGCAGGGCUCGUUCCUGCUGCUGCUGAUCGCCGACAAGCUGCAGAGCGAGGCGUCGCCGAGUGUCGUCCGGGCCUGCGAGACCAUCGUUCGGGCUCACGAGGCUUCCGUGGUGACACUCAAUACGGAGUACCAGCGGAAUUUCAGCAGGGUCAUGCGCAGUGCCCUGGCGCAGGUCCGGGGCCGCGUGCCGGAGGACCUCGCGGAACAGCACCACCGCCGACGCGAGCUUCUAUCACUUUACCGCUGGACCGGCGACGGAACGGGUCUAGCUUUAUAA
Molecule: messenger RNA, 2583 nt
Organism: Diaporthe citri
Lineage: Eukaryota; Fungi; Ascomycota; Sordariomycetes; Diaporthales; Diaporthaceae
Exons: 3
Coding region: 1-2583 (860 amino acids)
Biological process (GO): DNA-templated transcription
Molecular function (GO): DNA binding; zinc ion binding
Source: RefSeq, a predicted model, not a curated record